AUGGCUUUCACGCUGCUGAAGCUGCGCCGAUCGGUGAUCACUUUGCAUGAAGUUGUCGAGGAGAAGCCAAACUCAAAAGCGUCGACCGAGGAAGCCAUCGAGAAUGAUGAAGAGGAGGAAGAAGAGAAGGAUAUCGAUACUCUGAUCGAGGAACUGGAAUCUGUCGAUGGCUUCGCUGACCUUCGAACGCUAGAGUCAACCCACACCAUCGGUCGACAUCCGGUGUCAGACGAGUUGCUUCACACAGACUCGAAUAUCGGCCUCAGUACGAAUGAAGCACUUCUACGACGAAAGAAGUUCGGGCUCAACGAGAUGAAGGAGGGGAAGGAGAAUCUAGUCUUGAAGUUCCUGUGGUUCUUCGUUGGUCCUGUUCAGUUCGUUAUGGAGGCAGCCGCGUUAUUAGCUGCCUAUCUCCACGACUGGGUCGAUUUGGGGGUUAUCUGCGGUCUUCUCCUGUUGAACGCCUCUGUCGGAUUCAUACAGGAAUAUCAAGCGGGUUCCAUCGUAAAAGAGCUGAAGAAGACAUUGGCUCUAAAAGCUUUAGUACUGCGCGAUGGUGCCCUCUCUGAGCUCGAUGCGGCCCAACUUGUUCCAGGUGACAUUGUGAAGAUAGAAGAGGGCACGAUCGUUCCGGCGGACGGCCGAAUCAUGACAAAUUCUGCUAUACAAGUCGAUCAAUCAUCAAUCACCGGAGAGUCCCUAGCUGUCGACAAGCAUACGGGUGAUACAUGUUAUGCGUCCUCCACUAUCAAACGAGGUCAUGCUCGAAUUCUUAUCACGGCUACCGGUGAUUCAACCUCCGUGGGGCAUGCUGCAGCCUUAGUCAAUGCCUCUGCCUCUGGAACAGGCCAUUUCACUGAGGUCCUUCAUGGGAUAAGUACCAUCUUACUUGUCCUUGUUAUUAUCACUCUUAUCAUCGUUUGGAUAUCCUCCUUCUAUCGGUCAAACAAUACGACCACCAUUCUCGAAUUCACCCUAGCCGUCACAAUGAUUGGCGUACCGGUAGGCCUCCCUGCAGUUGUCACCACCACAAUGGCAGUCGGAGCGGCAUAUCUGGCAAAAAAAAGAGCGAUCGUUCAGAGACUGUCGGCCAUUGAAUCUCUCGCUGGCGUUGAGAUACUCUGCUCAGACAAAACCGGCACCUUGACCAAAAAUAAGCUGUCUUUGAUGGAGCCCUUUACUGUGCCUGGUGUGAGUGCUGAAGACUUAAUGCUGACGGCCUGCCUGGCCGCAUCCAGGACGAAGAAGGGCAUGGAUGCAAUAGACAGAGCAUUUUUCCGAGCGCUAUCUCAGUACCCUGGUGCAAAAGCAAAGCUUACACAGUACAAAGUUAUCGAGUUCUCUCCGUUUGAUCCAGUCUCGAAGAAAGUCAAAGCAGUAGUACAGUCAGCCCUAGGGGAACGCAUCACUUGUGUGAAAGGGUCUCCUCUGUUUGUGCUGAGGACCGUCCAGCAAGACCAUGACAUCCCUGAGGAGAUCGACAUCGCGUACAAGAACAAGGUCGCAGAGUUUGCGACGCGCGGCUUUCGAUCUCUUGGUGUGGCUCGAAAACGUGGUGAGGGUGAAUGGGAGAUUCUAGGUAUAAUGCCGUGUUCCGAUCCUCCAAGACACGACACUGCAAAAACCAUCAGCGAAGCUCAGACUCUAGGGCUCUCAAUCAAAAUGCUCACAGGAGAUGCGGUUGGCAUUGCUCGUGAAACCUCGCGCCAGCUGGGGCUAGGCACAAAUGUGUACAAUGCCGAGCGCCUUGGUUUGGGUGGAGGGGGAACAAUGCCUGGCUCCGAGGUGUAUGAUUUUGUCGAAGCCGCCGAUGGUUUCGCAGAAGUUUUUCCAGAGCACAAGUACAAUGUUGUGGAUAUCCUGCAGCAGCGCGGAUACCUGGUAGCCAUGACGGGCGAUGGCGUCAACGAUGCUCCAUCUCUGAAGAAAGCUGACACUGGGAUCGCUGUUGAAGGAUCAUCAGAUGCUGCUCGGUCUGCCGCUGAUAUCGUGUUUCUCGCCCCAGGUCUGUCCGCUAUCAUUGACGCUGUGAAAACUUCUCGGCAGAUUUUCCACCGCAUGUAUGCGUACGUUGUUUAUCGUAUCGCUCUCUCGUUGCAUCUUGAAAUCUUCUUAGGGCUUUGGAUUGCCAUCCGCAAUGAAAGUCUGAAUUUGCAACUGGUGGUUUUCAUUGCUAUCUUCGCUGAUAUUGCAACUUUGGCCAUCGCCUACGACAAAGCUCCUUUUUCCAGCACGCCGGUGAAAUGGAACCUCCCUAAAUUAUGGGGAAUGUCGGUGCUGCUUGGGAUUGUCCUUGCCAUCGGCACAUGGGUCACACUCACCACCAUCUUAGCAUCCGGCGAGAAUGGAGGCAUCAUGCAGAAUUACGGCAAGCGAGACGAGGUUCUAUUCUUGGAGAUUUCAUUGACCGAAAACUGGCUCAUAUUCAUCACGCGCGCCAAUGGUGCCUUUUGGUCUUCUGGGUGGCCGUCCUGGAAACUGAUAGGCGCUAUCGCAGCCGUGGACACCGUCGCUACGUGCUUCUGUGCCUUCGGCUGGUUUGUCGGUGGGCAGACCUCUGCCCCUACCAUUGUCCGGAUCUGGAUCUUUUCAUUUGGUAUGUUCUGUAUCAUGGGAGGGUUGUACUACCUGCUUCAAGGCUCGAAGAGCUUCGACAAUAUAAUGCACGGCAAGAGCCCCCGAAGCAUGGACAAACAGCGCUCGCUCGAAGAUUUCCUUGUUGCGUUGCAACGCGUGUCUUCCCAGCAUGAAAAGAGCUCGUUGACCAGUAUGGAGAGUGGACAGGCUACCCGUGGUGUUUGA
This is a messenger RNA of Aspergillus saccharolyticus JOP 1030-1, 2802 nucleotides long. Its product is annotated as plasma-membrane proton-efflux P-type ATPase. Gene Ontology annotation, molecular function: P-type proton-exporting transporter activity; ATP binding; ATP hydrolysis activity. NCBI's taxonomy places the organism in Eukaryota, Fungi, Ascomycota, Eurotiomycetes, Eurotiales, Aspergillaceae. Gene Ontology annotation, biological process: regulation of intracellular pH; proton export across plasma membrane. Bases 1 to 2802 code for a protein of 933 amino acids. The record is from RefSeq and is a predicted model, not a curated record. Gene Ontology annotation, cellular component: plasma membrane. The transcript has 5 exons.